Messenger RNA from Branchiostoma floridae (Florida lancelet), 471 nucleotides. Its product is annotated as solute carrier family 22 member 21-like. NCBI's taxonomy places the organism in Eukaryota, Metazoa, Chordata, Leptocardii, Amphioxiformes, Branchiostomatidae. The record is from RefSeq and is a predicted model, not a curated record. The coding region runs from base 3 to 392 and encodes 129 amino acids. The transcript has a single exon.
UCAUGGAGUACGAAGAUGUAUUGCGACAGUACCUCGGUGAGUUCGGCAGGUACCAGAAACUGGCAGCUCUGCUUAUCGUCCUGGUCGGUCCGUCUGUCGGGGCAACCAUGUUCGCCCAGGCUUUCCUAGCGGCCACACCGGCGCAUCACUGCCGCCUCUACCAGAACGACUCCUCGGCGAUGUACGGCCACCCUUCCGAGAGGCUCAACUUGAGCGUUCCCAUGGAAAACGUGGACGGCACGUGGAGGUACAGCUCUUGUCUGAUGUACAAUAGAACAUCCGCGGGGAGUAACCAAACAGUGAGAUGUAGCGACGGUUGGGAGUACGACCAGAGCGUGUAUCGCAGCACUGUAGUUACAGACGUAAGUACGAUGGUAUCUCACGAUUACUAAAGAAUGAGGCUUAGCGAGGCAAAGAUAUAGAAACGCGAUAGCUUGGUAUUGGUUAGGUCACAAGCGUGCCUACGAAGUG